AUGGCGUAUAGAGUGAUGCUACCAGUUCCUCCCUCCCCCUUCUCAAUCAUCCAAAUCGCAAACUCUGCCGCCGCCCUCUCCACCAACCAAGGCAGUUCGUUCGUCCAGCGCCAUGGCUGCCCGCAAGCGAGACCUGCUGCCGUCCUCGACGCCGGCCACGGCCACGCAGCGGCUCAACAUCAACAAUCGCCGACGUGCUGCAAGAGGAGCCGCGCCUCCAUCGGGACCACCGACGACUACGAGAAGGUGGCCCGCCUAGGCAAAGGCGGCUUCGGCGUCGUCCUCAGGAUGCGCCACCGCGUCACCAAAAAGAACGUGGCCAUCAAGUUCCUCUCCUCCCCCGACGUCGAAGAUCUUGAGCGGGAGGCACGAUUCCUCGAGGCCUGCGACGGAAACCCUUACGUCGUCGGCUUCGAGGGCCUGGUGUGCGAUCCGGCCACCGGCGACACCGCCGGCCUCGUCAUGGAGUACGUCGAGGCGUCGAGCCUCCACUCUUUAUUGUGGGACAGGCGCAGCGACCCGCCGCUCCCAGAAUCCACGGUGCGCGACUUCAUGUGGAAGCUCCUGACCGGCGCCGAAAAGAUGCACGCGCACGAGCGCCACAUCGUCCACCGCGACAUCAAGCCUGGCAACAUCCUCGUCGGGAAAAACGGGGAGCUCGUCAAGAUUUGCGACCUCGGGCUGGCCAUGUCCAUGUCCGACUGGCCACCGUACAACAGGGCCGGCACGACGUCCUACAUGGCGCCCGAGAUGAUCCUUGGCAAGAAGGACUACGACGCGCAAGUGGACACGUGGUCCAUCGGCUGCGUCUUUGCCGAACUGCUCACCGGCAAGACGAUGUUCAAGGGCUACCUCGAAGAUGACGACGAAGACAAGACAAAGAAUGACAUAAGGCAGCUGUGGAGCAUCUUCUGUGUGCUCGGGAUGCCGGACGAGAGCACGUGGCCAGGGUUCACCUCGCUGCCGCUCACCGCCGAGGCGCUGCGACGGCUGCCGGCGGGGUGCAAGUACAGCCGGCUGCGGUAUUCUUUCCCUGAAGACAAGCUAUCCGAGGAAGGAUUUCAGGUGUUGCAAGGGCUCCUCACAUGCAACCCCGAGAAGCGGCUGACGGCAGCCGCCGCGCUGAAGCACCCAUGGUUCGAUGCUCCUCGUUCCGCCGCCGGCGCCGCUGCGAAGGUCGACGCUCUGUCGUUUCCCAAAAAGAAGGCACCAAGGAUCAAGUUCAUCCCACCGGCCAUUCCCCAGAAGAAUCUACUCAAAAUCCCGCUCGCCGUGUGGAACGCAGCGUAACAAGUGUAAUUAGACUCUCUGGAUGUAAAUGAGCCAUCUAUGAGCCAUCAAGUAGAACUUGAUCGCCGGAUCGCCCAUUAGUGUUGGCUUGCUUUUCUGAAUUCUAUGUGUCAUUGUGCACAUGUUCAGAGAAUCAGAGAUGUGUAAUUGUAAGGUUGUGUUCAGAGAUUCAUUACAGUGCUGACAUAUGUUGUUUACAUGGCCAGUUGUUAUUGAGUUAUACUGCACAAUUUGUG
Messenger RNA from Aegilops tauschii subsp. strangulata, 1526 nucleotides. Its product is annotated as putative cyclin-dependent kinase F-2. The record is from RefSeq and is a predicted model, not a curated record. Gene Ontology annotation, molecular function: ATP binding; protein serine/threonine kinase activity. Gene Ontology annotation, biological process: protein phosphorylation; regulation of mitotic cell cycle. Gene Ontology annotation, cellular component: nucleus. NCBI's taxonomy places the organism in Eukaryota, Viridiplantae, Streptophyta, Magnoliopsida, Poales, Poaceae.